UGGGCAGAGCAGUGCGCCUGCGUGUUACCGGAUGCGCAGGCGCAGGCGCCGUGUGGCACUCAGCGGUCGAAAGGGGAGUUCAAGGAGACGGGGGAGACGCGGCUGAGGGCUCCUCGUCGGGGUCGGGGCUGCAGCCGUCAUGCCGGGGAUAGUGGAGCUGCCUACUCUAGAGGAGCUGAAAGUAGACGAGGUGAAAGUUAGUUCUGCUGUGCUUAAAGCUGCGGCCCAUCACUAUGGAGCUCAGUGUGAUAAGCCCAACAAGGAGUUUAUGCUCUGCCGCUGGGAAGAGAAAGAUCCGAGGCGGUGUUUGGAGGAAGGCAAGCUGGUCAACAAGUGUGCUUUGGACUUCUUUAGGCAGAUAAAACGUCACUGCGCAGAGCCUUUUACAGAAUAUUGGACUUGCAUUGAUUAUACUGGCCAGCAGUUAUUUCGUCACUGUCGCAAACAGCAGGCAAAGUUUGACGAGUGUGUGCUGGACAAACUGGGCUGGGUGCGGCCUGACCUGGGAGAACUGUCAAAGGGGUGACUUUCCCAGCAAAGACUGGAGAAAGAUGGAGAAAUAGACAUUGCCGCAUCAUGAUGAAGAAACUCAAACCCUGGUGGAGCUGGGAGAACAAAGACAGCUGGGAGAACAAAGACUGUUUCCAGUCUCUCCAAGAGCAUGUGUGAGGCCAGGCCCAUCUGUCUGUGGGAGAGGUCUGUGCCAUGGUAUUGGGCAAACUCACAGGUCACCAUAGCCCAGGAUUGCAAUGUCCCAAAAGCUUGUCUUGAUCUAGACUAGGAACCCCAGCCCAUGUGAGCAGGAUGUGCCCUUAGGGUCAUCUGGCUUAUCCUCUAAUCCAGAGGGCUCAGACAUGUCAAGUGACCCCUUGCCCCUUUCCCCUUCCCGCAGGUCACACAGCCAGUUAGGAUUGGAACGCAGGCCUCCUGCCUCCAGUCAGGGCUCUUUCUAUUGAGGAGGUCCCUGGGAUUUAGGAGGCCCCCCCACCUCCCCAGCUCCAGCCUGAGAUGAGGGCCAGAUUCUUGUCAGGAAGUGGAA
Messenger RNA from Cercocebus atys (sooty mangabey), 1039 nucleotides. RefSeq names its product NADH dehydrogenase (ubiquinone) 1 alpha subcomplex, 8, 19kDa (gene NDUFA8). The record is from RefSeq and is a predicted model, not a curated record. Gene Ontology annotation, biological process: mitochondrial electron transport, NADH to ubiquinone. NCBI's taxonomy places the organism in Eukaryota, Metazoa, Chordata, Mammalia, Primates, Cercopithecidae. Bases 140 to 526 code for a protein of 128 amino acids. The transcript is spliced from 4 exons.